Triticum dicoccoides is the source of this 662-nucleotide messenger RNA. Its product is annotated as chaperone protein dnaJ A7A, chloroplastic-like. The transcript has 3 exons. The coding region runs from base 16 to 561 and encodes 181 amino acids. Gene Ontology annotation, cellular component: cytoplasm. The record is from RefSeq and is a predicted model, not a curated record. Gene Ontology annotation, biological process: protein refolding. NCBI's taxonomy places the organism in Eukaryota, Viridiplantae, Streptophyta, Magnoliopsida, Poales, Poaceae.
GCAACCCCAUUGGCAAUGGCGCUGCCGGCGCAGGUCGCCGCCUCGCGUCUCCUCCUCCCUCCCUCGCGCCGGCUCACGUCGGCUCCGAGUCCGGCGCCUCCUCUCCUCCGCUCUGGCCCUGGCCCCGGCUCCUGCCGGUGGACGCGGCGGGCGAGCGUGCGGGUCCGCGCGGGCGCCGGCGGCGGAGGCGGGCGAAGGAGGGAGUCCCCGCACGAGGUGCUCGGCGUGGCGCCGUCGGCGUCGCCCGCGGAGAUCAAGCGCGCGUACCGGCGCCUCGCGCUCAAGUACCACCCGGACGUCAACAAGGAGGCGGAUGCUCAGGCGAAGUUCCUGAGGAUCAAGCACGCCUACAACACGCUGAUGAACUCGGAGAUCCAAUCCAAGCACGCCGAGGCAGAAGAGGAGUUCGAUUGGCUCGCGGCUAUCAUUGAAAGCAUGGAAGCAUUUCAGUUUCAGGACUCGGAUGAUGAGCUGGAUUUCGACUGGAGACCUGAAGGCCUGUGGGAACAUGUGUUUGCGUAUUCUCUAAUUAUAUCCAUGCUUAUCUACGUUCUCAUAUAAUGCACUUAGUGAUGUUUGUUAUAUAUAUACUUGGAUGUUCUCACACUUCUAAGGAUAUGUGCAUUUGCGUCUCGAAAGCAAAUCUUAAAAAAUGCACACAA